UGGUGGUGUUCAAUAAAUAAAUAAAUGUUAAUUUGCUAAUAAAACUUUUGUGGUGCUAUAAAGUGAAGAGUACAUUAGCCCUGUAAGAGAAGAGUGCAUUCAUCAAAAUAUUUUUUGUGUUUUGUAUAUUCUUUGGCAUUUUCUUCUUGUUUUCAAUGUUUGUUUGUUUGUUUGUUUUUUGUUGUUGUUGUUUUUUUCUUGUUUGUCUUCAGUUUAUUAUUGUAUUGUAUAAUGUUGUUAAAUAAAUAAAUAAAUAAAUGUUAUAUUCUCAAUUAUAUAAUAAUAUAGAUAUCAAUAUUUGUAUUAUGUUAUAUUAUUAAAUUAAAUCUUGAUUUAUUUAAAUGUACAUCAUAUACAUUUAUUUUAUAUACAAUUGUAUUACAGACAUCAAAGAAUAAAAAAACAAAAACAAAAAACUAAUAGGAUGCGUUUUGAUCUGCACGUCCUCUGGAGGGGUGAUCUCCACGCCAGUAGAUGGCAGAGCAGGCUGUGCACACAUACAUUGAACGCAUUACACGUGUAAGUGUAUAUUCUUGAUGCAUUGUCUUAAAGGAAAACAUGCCAGUAGCGCUUAUUCGUUUUUACUACAAAUGCAUCAGUCGGCAUUUAUAAACAGCAAUAUAUCACUUGUCAACCUCUUGAUUAGUGGAUUUUUUUAAAAGACGUCUUGCUCAUUUGGGGUCUAUAUUACGGUGAUCAAGUGAAAGUAUGGUCUAGUCAUCAAACCAUAUAAGGAUGUUGUUUAUGAAGAUAAAAAAGCGGCUUUAAUUCCUUUAGGCUCUAAGGUACCAUGUCAUUAUUACUAGUGUAUUAGUGUAGAAUAGUGAAGGAGUGCUGAGAUUCAGUCCUACAAUUACAACUCCCUACAUAUGUGCUCUUUCAAAAGAGAAGCUCAAGCUUUAAGCUGGUGUUUGCAGUGCAUUUGAUUGCACGAAUAUGAUGGUGGAUUAAAUGAGCUGACUUUAAAGUGGACGUUGGGACAUUGUCAGGACUCUUCUGUUUGUCAGUGGAAAUGGAGUUUUCAGGUCAUAGUCAGCAGCUCUUGGCUUGUCUGCGCUCUCAGCGUCUGCAAGGUUUCCUUUGUGACUGCGCCGUGCAGGUCGGCCCGACUCGCUUCGUAGCUCAUCGUGCUGUGCUGGCAUCUUUCUCUCCCUUUUUCCAUAUGUUCUACUCCGAUCAGUCAAUGGGAAAUACAAGCUCAGUCAAUGGAGGGCCCCUGAGAGACACAGUCACCAUUAACGGUGAUAUAGUGACCCCUCAAGCCUUUGGACUGCUUCUUGAUUUUAUGUACGACGGAGUGCUUCGAUUGGAAGCCCACCCCCCUCCAGAGGACGUGCUUGCUGCAGCCAGCUUCUUGCACAUGAAUGAUGUGGUGCGAGUUUGUAAGAGAAGACUGCAGGGUCGUGGAUUGGCCGAGGCGGACAGCACAAGAGUAGAAGUUGGAGCAAACGAGUUAGCUAAAACUGGAGAAGGGCUUGACGGGUCACCUCAAGAGGACAUGCCUGGUGCUGAGACAGAAAGGGUAUUAGGACGAGAUGGACCAGCGACAGUUGGAAACCCAUCCUUAUCAUCCUCUUUAGCACAUUGUCCUCAGUCAAUCCAACAAAUGUCACUUUAUAUUGAUACCAAGACUGAGACACAAGCAGGCAUGGGCAAUCUCCUCACACACAGUGGUGUAGAAAGUUCAGAGAUGGCUGACACUACCCAGCCAGGAAUGGAAUCUCAGUUACCGGUUAGUAAUUCUUGUCCAGGUUUGCCCGCAUGUAGUGCUUCACCUAGGCAUGACAAAACAAGAAUAUCUGCAAGAUCAGCUAGCCUUGAGUCUGCACUUUCAGGUCCAUGUAGUUCGACGGAACAAAUUCAGACAAGCACAGAGAUCCAACCUGUUGUAGCCUCUGCAAUGACACUGAACAAUGUAGAUAACACCAGCACUGCCCACUCAGUCUCCAGUGAACCUGGCAUGUUAGUGCAUACCAACAGUCUGCUGAGUCAAACCGUAAAACCCAUUCAAGACCAGAAAAAUGGACAGUUCACUGGAAAUCCUAGGUUGUCUCAACACAUCCCGAAUGAAAGGAGAAAAGGGCACAAAAUGCCUCUCACUCGAACUUCAACAAAUUCCUCAGCAGUAGGGGAGGAAAAUGAGGAUGGCAUCAAGGUGAAAGUGGAGGCCAUUGUGAUUUCUGAUGAGGAGUCGGAUGACAUGGAUGAGGUCUUGGAUCAUGGUCAAAGGAGAAAUACAGAUUUAGUUCACAGUGAUGAUUACGAAGACAGUAACCAUGAUAUUGAGGAGCUCACCAACACUCAGUUCAUACCUGCUCACCCAAUAAUUCACCUUCCCCAUCAAGAGCCCCUCUCAUAUCCUUCUUCACCGCAAGGUCCAGGUACUUCUGCGACAGACAAUACUGGCUUUCCAUCAUCUCUUUUUCCAGCCAGUUCCCAGCCAGAGCAACAGGCCAUGUACCUAGAGGAUUUUCAGGACUCUAUUGGGAACUAUGUAGAUGAUGUACCCACCUGUAACACCUGUGGAAAGACUUUCUCCUGUGCAUACACCCUGAGAAGACAUGCCAUUGUACACACCAGGGAACGACCUUAUGAGUGCAGCUACUGUUAUCGUAGCUACACACAGUCGGGAGACUUGUACAGGCACAUCAGAAAGGCACAUGAUCAUGGCCUGGCGGUCAAACGCAGCAGGGUAGAGUCGGACCCUCCCCCAUCGCCGCCCCCUCCUCAUCCACCCCAAACAUAGCCAUUAUUUGUGGCCCAAUCUUUUUAUCAGCUCUUUCAGAAAAUUACACAAAAUGCAUAUAAAGGGUUUUUCAUAAAUUACCACCUCCACACUUCUACAUUGGUGUAAUGUUUUAAAACAGGGCAGAUGCUUUGGAAGGGAAUCCACUUGACUGUCCCUAUGCCGUCCACAAACUUUUUUUUAACAUAAAAAUCUCUUUGGUAUUAUUGGACUUUAAGAGUUACACGUUUUUAAGUUUUUUAUCGUAGUGUAUGUGGACAAUCUGGUAAGAGUUAAACAUGUUUUUAAGUUUUUUAUCUUAGUGUAUGUGGACAAUCUGGUAAGAGUUAAACAUGUUUUUAAGUUUUUUUUAUCAUAGUGUAUGUGGACAAUUUGGUUUGAAUAUUUAUUCCUAAAGUAUAUCCUUCUCUAUAAAGUGCCCUUGAGAGAAUGGAAAGGUAAGAAGUACAGUUGUGCUCAAAAGUUUGAAAUUGUGAAAUGUUGGCAUUGAUUUGGAAAAUAGGACUGAUCAUGCAAAAAAAAAAAACUGUCUUUUAUUUAAGGAUAGUGAUCAUAUGAAGCCAUUUAUUAUCACAUAGUUGUUUGGCUCCUUUUUAAAUCAUAAUGAUAACAGAAAUCACCCAGAUGGCCCUGAUCAAAA
This is a messenger RNA of Myxocyprinus asiaticus (Chinese sucker), 3386 nucleotides long. RefSeq names its product zinc finger and BTB domain-containing protein 3-like. Gene Ontology annotation, molecular function: protein binding; DNA-binding transcription factor activity, RNA polymerase II-specific; RNA polymerase II cis-regulatory region sequence-specific DNA binding. Gene Ontology annotation, cellular component: nucleus. NCBI's taxonomy places the organism in Eukaryota, Metazoa, Chordata, Actinopteri, Cypriniformes, Catostomidae. Gene Ontology annotation, biological process: regulation of transcription by RNA polymerase II. The record is from RefSeq and is a predicted model, not a curated record. The transcript is spliced from 2 exons. The coding region runs from base 1013 to 2746 and encodes 577 amino acids.